This is a messenger RNA of Colletotrichum truncatum, 681 nucleotides long. Its product is annotated as dsba oxidoreductase. Gene Ontology annotation, molecular function: oxidoreductase activity. Lineage: Eukaryota; Fungi; Ascomycota; Sordariomycetes; Glomerellales; Glomerellaceae. The record is from RefSeq and is a predicted model, not a curated record.
AUGUACAAGUCCCAAAUCACCUUUACCCUAGACACCAUAUGUCCCUGGACAUACAUCGCAAAGAAAAGAUUAGGAAAGGCCCUUGAGCAAGUCGCCGCCUCCCCUGACGCCGAAAAGGUCUCCUUCACCUUCGUCUUUCGCCCUUAUCAGCUCAACCCGGAGUUCCCAUCCGAACCUCAGGACAAGCGUCACUGGUUCAAGACAGAAAAGCAUGACGCCUCCGAUGUAAAGCAAUCAGUAUAUGAGGCAACCAUGUCAGAGCUUGGCGCCGCUGUAGGCAUUGACUUCUCUUGGGGCGGGACUUUCUCAAACACUUUCAACGCCCAUCGUGUUAUCCAACACUUUCAAGAAUCCAAGGGAAGCGAGACUGCAAACCGAUUGGUCGACGCGUUAUACAGUCGCUACUUUGAGCGCGAGCAGAACCAAGGCGCGAAGGAUGUGUUGGUAGAAGCCUGCGUUGAGGCGGACAUCAGCGAGGCCGAAGCCAGAGAAAUUGUCGAGGACGAGACCGAGGGCAAAAUCGACACAAAGAACAUGAUUAGAAUGUCAGCUAUAGAUGGCGUCGAUGCGGUGCCACACGUGGUCAUAGAAGGAAGACGGAGGGAUCUGACACUUAUUGGGGCGAAGGAAGUCGAGGAAUACGUCAAGGCUUUAAACACUAUUAUCAAGGAAAGCAAAUAG